Messenger RNA from Aedes albopictus (Asian tiger mosquito), 5364 nucleotides. RefSeq lists its product as uncharacterized. Gene Ontology annotation, biological process: DNA integration. The record is from RefSeq and is a predicted model, not a curated record. The coding region runs from base 1 to 5364 and encodes 1787 amino acids. The transcript is spliced from 2 exons. Gene Ontology annotation, molecular function: zinc ion binding; nucleic acid binding. NCBI's taxonomy places the organism in Eukaryota, Metazoa, Arthropoda, Insecta, Diptera, Culicidae.
AUGAAGCCGGAAGAUCUGAGAAGUUUGCUUAAGAAGGAGAAGCGCCUUCUGAACAGUUUAGAGCUAGUGGAGAGUUUCGUCAGUGACUAUGAUGAAGAGCGUGAUCGAAAAGAAAUUGAAGUUCGUUUGCAGCUGCUGGAAAGUGUUGUGAAUGAGUUCUUCGAUGUGCGUGAUAAGAUUGAAGUGCUAAUGGAUGAAGUUGCAGAUGACGAAGUUCCUGAUCCAGAGGAGUCAGAGAAGGCUCGAAAGGCGAGGCUGGAGAGUGCAUCGAAGAAGAGAGACGAGGAAAGUGAAGCCAUAAUCAGUGAUGUGCAGAACCGUUUUUGCAAGGCCAAGGCAGCGUUGAUGGAGCGGCGUCCGAAGAAGCAGGUUGAUCGUGCUGGGCCGUCAGGCCCGGCUGCCGGAAGUACCCUCUCGAGAGUGAAACUGCCCGAGAUCAAGCUACCAACCUUCGGCGGCAAACUUCGAGACUGGGUGUCGUAUCGCGAUGCAUUCCGAAGCUUGAUCCACCAGAAUCGGGAGCUCACCGACAUGGACAAGUUCACGUACCUUCGUUCAUCGUUGACGGGCGAGGCCCUUCAGGAAGUCAGCACCGUUGAACUUUCCGCAGCAAAUUAUGCAGUUGCCUGGACUGCAUUGGAGGAGCGCUACCACAACGAGAAGCUCAUCGUGAAGGCAUAUCUCGACGCCAUCUUUGGCAUUGAACCGAUGCGGAAGGAGAGCUACGAAGCGCUGAGCCAGCUCAUCAGCGACUUCGAAAAGAAUCUGCAGAUGCUGCAGAAGCUGGGACAAGACACCAAUGGCUGGAGCACUAUCCUAGUCCACAUGGUUUGUUCCAAGCUGGGCAGUGUUACGCUGCGGUUCUGGGAGUCGUCGCACAACUCCAAGAACGUACCCACCUACCGAAACCUGAUGAACUUUUUGAAGAACCAUUGUGCAGUUCUUCAAUCAGUUGGAGUGAGCAAACCUCCUUCCGCCGAAGUGAAGAAGCCCAAGGUAAGCGUCAGCCAUUCGUCCACAUCCUUCGGCCGGUGCUGUUUCUGCUCGGAAGCGUUCCAUCCGGCGUUCAUGUGCAAGAAGUUCCAGAAGUGGAAGAUCUCGGAGCGCUACGAUGCCGUUCGGAAGAAUGGCCUGUGCAUGAACUGCCUAUCGUCGGGUCACUUGGCGCGGAAUUGCAGCAAAGGAUCAUGCCGUAAAUGUGGGAGGAGACACCACACCCUGCUUCACGCUGAAAGCAACAGUGUCAACCCGCAAUCCUCCGUUCCACAGACGACAAAACGACCCCCAAGUGAACAACCAUCUCAGACACAGCAAACACAGGCGGGAAAACCAACACACCAAAAAGCACCAACCACAAACCACAACGAACCCAGCACUUCCUUGUCAAUCGUACAGACACAAUCGCAUAGCACCAACCCACAGAUCGCCACAGACCAUUCAGACACACUGCAACACACUGUAGCACUCCCAACACAAACAAACCCUUCCACACGACAAGUUCUGUUAUCAACCGCACUUGUGCGUAUCUGCGAUGCCACCGGGCGAUCAAUGCUGGCCAGAGCACUGCUAGACUCGUGUUCUCAGUAUUGCUUCGUCACCUCUGAAUUUUGUCGCCGCAUGGAUCUGGACGAGUUUCCUGAUUAUCUAGCGGUGAAGGGAAUUGGCGGUUCGGGAAGCGUUUCGCAGAAAGCUGUUCGUGCAACAGUCAGCCCUCGCUUUACCAGCAUCUCGGACUUCGAGGAAAUUAUACGCUUCAACGUCUUGGCAAAGCUGACUAUUCCACCCCCGUACGAAGGGUUCGAAACAAGCCAGUGGAAGCUGCCGGCCGACAUCGUUUUAGCUGACCCGGAGUUCUACCGAACAUCAGAGAUCGACAUGAUCAUCGGCGCCGAAUAUUAUCUCGAUCUGCUGCAGGAUGGGCGGUUCAGACUCAACGAGGACGGUCCGACGUUCCAGAACACCGUCUUUGGAUGGAUCGUCUCCGGUCGCAUCUCCAACAGCACACUCUCCGCACCUGCAACGACCACUACGCUUUGUUCCACGUCGGAACUCCAAGAACAGCUCACUCGUUUCUGGGAGCUCGAAAGUUGUCACCUAACGAGCACCUAUUCCGUGGAAGAGUCCACAUGCGAGGAGAUUUUUAAGCAAACGACCACCCGCGAUGAAGCCGGACGCUUCGUCGUAUCGCUGCCCAGGAAGGAGCACAUUAUCGAUCACCUGGGAAAUUCCAGAAGUAGCGCCGAGCGUCGUUUCAUGAGCUUGGAGCGCCUGUUCGCUACGAACCCAGAGCUGAAGAGGUUGUAUUGCGAGUUCAUGGAGGAAUAUGCGUCGAUGGGCCACAUGGAGAGAGUGAAUGAGGAGGAACUGUCUGGAUCAGUGUGCUACUUUCUGCCGCACCACGCUGUAUUGAAACCGGACAGCACAACAACAAAACUUCGCGUUGUGUUCGAUGCUUCGUGCAAGACCACGUCCGGCGAUUCCCUCAACGAUGGGUUGAUGGUAGGCCCCGUUGUUCAGGACGACCUGAUCUCAAUACACGCUCGUUUCCGCCUGCACCGAAUCGGCAUAGUAGCUGACGUAGCGAAAAUGUACAGGAUGAUCAAAAUGCAGCCACGAGAUCAGAAGCUACAGCUGAUUUUGUGGAGAGCCACGCCAGAGGAACCUAUCCAGGUGUUCCAGUUGACGACCGUUACGUACGGAACCGCAUCCGCUCCGUUUUUGGCUACACGUUGCCUAGUACAGCUAGCAGAAGAAGGUCAAUCCACCCACCCAACCGCGGCGAAAGUUGUUCGGAAGGAUUUUUACGUCGAUGACACGAUCACUGGCGUCGAUAGCCCUGCAGAAGGCAAGGCAUUUGUGGAGGAGAUGGUCAACCUGACCGAUUCUGCCGGUAUGAUGUUGAGAAAGUGGAAUUCGAACUGCGGAGAAGUGUUGAGCGAGCUGCAACCGCAUCUACGGGAUGACCGAGUUGUAUUCGAGAUGGAUUCCCCGCCGUCGAUCGCUACCGUGAAGACGCUGGGCCUUGUUUGGUGCCCUUCAUCCGACGAUUUCUACUUCACGGUGCCAAAGUGGAAUACGACACCGGUGGUUACGAAGCGAAUCGUGAUUUCCGAUGCAUCCAAGCUUUUCGAUCCCUUGGGACUAAUAGGACCGGUGGUCGUCGAAGCCAAGAUCUUCAUCCAAACUUUGUGGAAGUUGCUUGUGAACUGGGACGAUCCGCUCCCGGAAAACCUGCAAACUAUUUGGUUGGAGUACCGCAGGAACUUGAGUGCUCUCGAGUCCAUCCGUAUUCCACGAUGGGUCGGUUACACCAAGGAGUGCACUACGAUCGAAUGGCAUGGAUUUUGCGACGCUUCCGACAGCGCAUACGGCGCGUGUCUGUACCUCCGAUGUAGCUACGAGGAUGGCUCUGUGCGCGUUCAGCUGAUGAUGUCCAAGUCACGAGUCGCGCCAUUGGAGGAUUUGAAGAAGAAGAAGCGCAAGCAGUCGACGCCCCGACUGGAACUUUCAUCUGCUCUUCUGCUAAGCCAUCUUUACGAAAAGGUCAGCCAAGCCACUGGACUGACAAUUCCGUCGUUCUUCUGGACAGAUUCGAACAUUGUGAAGCAUUGGAUUGCGUCCACACCAUCCAGAUGGCAGACCUUCGUCGCGAACAGGGUGUCCGAAAUCCAACACCUGACGAAGGGUGGAGUCUGGAAUCACGUCGCAGGCAUCGAAAAUCCAGCAGACGUACUGUCGCGAGGUAUUUCGGCCACGCAGUUGGAAUAUCACUCCCUCUGGUUCAACGGUCCAGUUUGGCUGAGUCAAGAACGAAAGUCCGUAGCCCUACCGCUGCAAGCAGCAGCUCCGAACGAGAUCUUUUCGCUCCGCUCGUCACUAUUCGCUCUGGUUCGACUGGUAGCGGUAAUCCGUCGCUUCCGUCAUAACGCCCAGAGAGCUAACCGAAAUGCCCGGAAACUCGGUUCAGUCAGCACGCAGGAAUAUGAAGAAGCUUUGUUGCAGCUGGUUCGUCUGUCGCAAGAAGAAUGUUUCCCGGAGGAGAUUGCAAGUCUGUCCCGGGAAGAUCAGGUGAAGCAGUCGUCCAGAAUAUCGUCUUUGAAUCCCAAACUACGAGAUGGGAUACUCCAUGUUGGCGGCCGGCUCCGGAAUGCAUCGGUUUCCGAAAAUUGGAAGCAUCCAAUGAUCAUCGAUCACCGUCAUCCCCUCGCCACGUUGGUAGUUCGUCAUUACCAUGUAAAGAUGCUUCAUUCCGGACAACAAGUCGUCAUUGCAAGCGCCAGAGAACGAUUCUGGAUCCCGAGCAUUCGGAACCUCGUGCGAAAGGUCCUGCAUGAGUGUAUUACCUGCUUCCGAAUAAAACCAAGAUGCCAGGAACAGCUGAUGGCAGAGCUGCCACCUGAAAGGGUCAACCCGGCACCACCGUUCCUCAAGGUCGGUGUAGAUUAUUGCGGCCCGUUUCUGGUCACCUACCCACAGCGUCGCAGUUCUCCCGUCAAGUGCUUCGUAGCGAUAUUUGUCUGCCUUGUCACCAAAGCCGUUCACGUGGAGUUAGUCGCCGACCUCACCACGGCCGCGUUCCUAGCGGCCCUGCGGCGUUUCACGGCCCGUCGAGGACGUCCAGCCGUAAUCAUGUGCGACAAUGCCAAGAACUUUGUUGGAGCCAGGCGGGAACUUCGGCAGCUGUUAAACCUGUUCGAGCAGCAGCAAUUCCAAAACGCUGUAGCCAGCAACGCCACGGAUGAGAGAAUCGAGUUUAAGUUCAUCCCGGCCAGAUCGCCUAAUUUCGGUGGUCUGUGGGAAGCAGCCGUAAAAAGCUUCAAAAACUGCUUCAAAAAGAUCAUCGGAACUCGGACUCUCCUGUAUGACGAGAUGCAGACGGUGCUCACCCAGAUCGAAGCGGUUCUAAACUCCAGGCCCCUCACACCACUCAGCAAUGAUCCUGGAGACUUCGAGGCGCUUACGCCAAGACAUUUUCUGGUUCAACGUCCACUGACGGCGAUUGCUGAACCCGAUCUGGAGAAUGUUGCAGCUAACCGUCUCUCCGUCUGGCAAAGGGCGCAGGACUACGGCCAGCUGCUCUGGAAGAAGUGGAGCACACUUUACCUCUCCGAUUUGCAUAACCGGACCAAGUGGACCCGCCAGCGGGAUAACAUCGCCGUUGGAACCAUGGUUCUGCUGAUGGACGAGCGGCUUCCGCCGUUGAAGUGGAACCUCGGCCGCGUUACCGAAGUAUUCAGAGGCUCCGACGAUAACAUCCGCGUGGUAGACGUGCGCACAGCAAAUGGGGUUUUCCGACGAGCGAUUUCGAAGAUUUGCGUCCUUCCAAUCAGGGAUAACGCAACAUCUACCAGCGAUGAGGCAUAA